AUGUCCUCCGAGUCUCGCCUUAAAGUUGGCUACAUCUACACACCCCCUUCAAGUUCAAACAAUUAUAUCUCGGAUAUCACGGAAUGGGUUGUCCAUCCACAAUUUGACUUCGAAGAUGUCAAAAAAUCAUUUUUCAAAGUGGCCUAUAUACGGGAGGAUAUUACACAGACUUCGGGCGUGGAGACUGGAGUCUUCCGUCCAACAUAUGUGAGUACUGAUGAGCUUGCGCUGUCGCCAACCGGAUUUGUCGUCCCGGAUGGGUGGAAAAAGGUCUGUAUGUAUUCGGAUGAAGAAAAUGUCCCGCUACCAGCAUUACAGAAGGUUGCCAAACCGGAUGACGCAACAAUCCCCUUGACUUUCAGCGCGGAUUUCGGUGACGACGAAUUCAUGUCGGCCAUCAGUUCGCUGAGUGAAGGGAUAUGGAUGGACAACGAUACAUCAGCAUUUGAAGCGCCCUCCCCUGCCCCUCCUACUAGUAUGGGCUUUGGGCUCCCACUAGCUCCGGAAUCAACACCAUCGUCCCAACCCCCUGCAGUUGCACCACCGACAUAUGGUGGGCCCGCACUUUUGCUCACCUCCCUAAUUCCACAACCGAUGUUCAUAACGACGCCGAACAUCGUUGAGGGGCACUAUAUCUUAUGUGACCCCCAACAGUUCCGUAGGGGCAUUAACUACACCCAAGACUACAUCGAGAGGCACUUCGUCGCGGCGUGGGUGUGCCUCCAAGAUGGUAGAACUUGGGGCAAAACAUUUCGUUGCACCAUGUUCGGCUUGGAGACAAGUACCGUUUACAAGGCACAAUGUAUUCGGGAGAUUCAAACGUUGAUUGCCCAUGUCGACGGGUUAUGGUCAACCACCAGAGAAAGUCAAACCGGCCAACGAAAAGACUUGAAACUCGUCGACAAUGCUAUCAAAUUGGUAACAAGCGAGCGGACGGCAUUCGUCAAGAGUUUGAAAGCCCGCGCAUGCUGCCUACAUCGAACAUUCAGACAGGGCUUCCAUCGGAGGUUACGAUCUUCAAAGCCAGCCCCCCCAUAUGAUUACAGCUUACAUCAAUGGCCUUACUGGGUUGACGUCCCACGAAGUGUGGCCUCAUCGAUUAACUUCACCCGCGACGCACAAGGGAAACCGUAUCGUAGGUUGACGCUAUUGAUCAUAAUGGCGCAGCGGCUAUUGCGAACGGUCCAGAACAGCGGUGAACGCACCUUGCUGGACCUGUUCCCUAAUGACUACCGAGAAAUUCCGACACAACUCAUGUCGGUGAUAUGUGCAAUGUAUGUAUUGAAGUUCAAGCGUCGCUUUGUUAUCAACCCUGGCACUUUACGCUCUGCGGACGUGCGUCACGAGGCCGUCCACCAAUUACAUCUCCUCACGAUGGCCCGCCAGCGCACUGACAACGAAGGAGUUGAGUUGAAUUACUGGAUCACUACCCGCGACGGAGAAGGUGGCUGGCUAGCUGACCUCCGAAAUGCGCUGGCGUUAGCAAACGGCCUACGAGGCCCGACUCGGAGGCAUGAUUGA
This is a messenger RNA of Suillus clintonianus, 1521 nucleotides long. RefSeq lists its product as uncharacterized. The record is from RefSeq and is a predicted model, not a curated record. NCBI's taxonomy places the organism in Eukaryota, Fungi, Basidiomycota, Agaricomycetes, Boletales, Suillaceae. The transcript is spliced from 9 exons. The coding region runs from base 1 to 1521 and encodes 506 amino acids.